UUCUUUUGUAAUAGCAAGCAUAGAGUGUGUUCUUAAAAUGAGGCUUCCUAUUGUUACUCUCCUGUUGCUCUUUCUGGUGACUGCUUUUGCCGCAGGUCCUGUUUUGGCUCAGGCGGCAGGCGUCGAUGACUACGCAGACUUUGAGGACAACUCUGACACUGACAGGAUGGCUUCAACUACGUCCAAAGGAUCACCAAUCAGUUCACCUUCAACAGUUCUCAAAACUAUAAGUUCAACGUCAAGUGAUUCUAGUACUACUAGUACUUCUCCAGCUACAACUCAGACUUCCACGACUACUCAAAUUGCAAAAGAUUCCACACACACAACUGUUUCCACCAACGCUGUCCCCACCACAACUGUUUCGACCACAGCUGAUCCCACCACGACUGUUCCCACCACAACCGCUGAACAGCUUACAGAAGAGGAAAUCAUUUUGGCCCUCCUGGCUGAAAAUUCAGCAGCUCAAACUGUGUCCAAUACUUUGCUCAAUACUGUCAGCACAUUUAUUUGGAAUAUAGACGAAGAAUUGGACAGUCAUUCCGAGUCCCUUGACCUAGUUGAAGACACCAAAAAGCUCCUACAAAACAAAACACAAGAACUUUUAUUUUGGAAAGCCAAAUUUCUUAGAGGAGUAGUCACCUCAAUUCAAAAGAUUGACUUAUUUGCCAAUCGUACAAUCGAUACCGCGUCUCAAUUGCUUAGUUUGCAAAAAGAGAACCUGGAUCGAGUAAAGGAUCUUGGGGUUAAACUAAACAUCACCGAAGGCCAAAUCCUGCGUACCUCUAAAAGAUUGGAUAACAAACUCAACUUUGUCAGGGAACUACUUCUAUAUACUGUCGAGCCGAAAGUAAAUAGUUUAAAGGAAUCGUUUGCCAUCCUUAAUACAUCCCAAGUCAAUUCACUUGCUGAACUGGAAAACGUUCCUUUGGUCAGAAAUCUAACCGAGACUUCAAUUAUUAAGUUAUCUUCCCUGAAUAAGGAAGUAGUUGUAAUUAACCAGACUCAAGAAAACAGUUUUGACUCCCUAAAGGAUGCGAUUAAGGCCCGGGCUCCCACUAACCUCAGCACGGCAAGCGACCUAUUUCAGGUCAUAAGUAUUUCCCAAAAACGCACCGAUUUGGCAUUCGCUCUUUGCGGAUCUUCGGAGUAUAGUCGUAAAGCUACUCAUUUUGAGAACUAUAACGCCCAGUAUAUCAGAAGACCCUAUCUACAAAAAGAUAAAUAUCUAAUAAUCGAGAAAUCUCGUGUGGUAAGGGAGAGGAGUCAUACAAACUGAAGCUACCUAAAAUGGAAAACGGAUAAUACAAACUAAAUGAACCCCGACUACAUAAAUAAAUUUAAUGUAUUUAAUGUUUAAAGGCUUGUAUGAAAACUACAAUGUAUUUAUGUAUCAUUUUCUAGAUGUAGUAACCUAAAGAAUGGGAGCAAUGUAUCAAUUUCACCCAUCCUACCGUUCAAAUAAAAAACAGUU
Messenger RNA from Drosophila subpulchrella, 1471 nucleotides. RefSeq lists its product as uncharacterized. The record is from RefSeq and is a predicted model, not a curated record. Bases 38 to 1276 code for a protein of 412 amino acids. The transcript has a single exon. NCBI's taxonomy places the organism in Eukaryota, Metazoa, Arthropoda, Insecta, Diptera, Drosophilidae.